AUGUUAGUGCCUGUGCCCCCGGAGCCCAGGGUUCAGACUUUGCCGGGGGCCGACGAGAUCUUGCAGCUCGAGAAGCUGGAUCUCUCGAUGGCGAAGGAAGCCGAGACGCCGCCAAAGGCGGAGGUCAGGCAGGAGGAGCUGCCAGAACCUGCCAAGGCAGCGGAGGAGGAUGACAGCAGUGAUGAGGAUAGCAUUCAUGCAGCCAAGAAGCAGGCGGCCAAAGAUUUGGUGAAGAAGCUACAAGAGAAGCAGAGAAAAAAGGAGGAGGAAAAGGAAGCUGAGGCUGAGGCCGAAAAGGCGUCUGCCAAGAAGGACGAGUCGGAUGACUCUUCUGAUAGCGAUGCAAAGCCGAAGAAGAAGCCUGCAAAGACUGACAAAAAGUCCGAUGAUUCGGAUGACAGCGACGACAAAAAGAAGACGGCUGCGACAAAGAAAAGGGCCUCUUCUUCCGACAGUGGCGACAACAAGAAGAAGGCAGCGGCCAAGAAAAGGGCCUCAUCUGCUGACAGUGGUGACAAAAAGAAGAAGGCGGCGGCCAAGAAAAGGGCCCCCUCUUCUGACAGCGAUGCCAAGAAGAAAAAGGUUGUGGCCAAGCAAAGGGCAUCCUCGUCUGACAGCGAUGCAAAGAAGAAAAAAGUUGUGGCCAAGAAACGGGCUUCCUCAUCGGAUGCUGGCACCAAGCGCAAGAAAGCUGGCUCAGAGAGCGAUGCUCCCAAGAAACGACGUCAGUCUGCUUCUUCGAAGGGACGUAGCAAGAGCCGAAGGAAAAGCCGCAGCCGGCGCCGCAGCCGCCGGAACCGCAGCCGGAAGCGCAGCCGAAGCCAUCGGAAGAAGCGCAGCCGCAGCCAUCGGAAGAAGCGGAGCCGCAGCCAUCGCAGCCGCAAGCGCAGCGCGCGCAGGAACCGGAGCCGCAGCCGGCGCCGGCGCAGCAGGAGCGAGAAGCGGAAAUCCCCCCGGCGCAGCCCUCCAAAGCAGGAGGAGAAGCCGAAAGAGCGCGCAAAGAGCGCGAGCAAGGAGAAAGCCAGAAAGGACUCGGACUCCGAGUCCGAGAAGCCGAAGGAGCCGAGGGAGAAGGAGCAGCCCGAGGAGCCGAAGGAGAAGACUGAGGUGGAGGAUUAUUUGAAAGAACCGGUGGAUAAGAUCGUGGGCUCGGAGGACAAGAAGAAGUCGGAGGACGAGAAGUCCACCCAGAAGUCCGCCAUUGUGAACCCCUUCCAUGCGCGGCUGAUUGCCAAGCAUCAGCAAGAGGCUGUGGAGAAGGCGAAGCAGGAGGUCGAAGCCAAAGCCAAAGCGCAGGCUGAAGCCGAAGCCAAGGCCAAGGCAGAUGAGGCGCAAGGCCAGGCGCCUUUGGCCGCCCUCGGCCCACUGGGACCUCCGCCUGUGGCGCCUGGCGUGCCAGGUGCGCCAGGUGCGCCACAGGCGGUGCCCGGCGCGCCGCCCGGCGCGCCGCUCGCGCCCGGCGCUCCGGGCGCGGCCAGCUGGCCGCCGGGUACGACUGAGGAUGGCAAGGUGGAGGCCAAGCCACGGAGCGUGAGCAAGGAUGAGCCCAGACAAGGCAUCUCGGGCGCCACGGCGAAGGCGGCGUCACGGCCCCCGCAGAGUUUGGAGCAGGCGCAGGCGGGUGCCGUGAGCAAUGCGAGCAUGAUGAUGGGCCAGAUGCCCGGCAUGAUGGGUAUGGACAUGAUGGGCAUGGCUGGUAUGGGGAUGCAAGGCAUGGGAAUGUAUGGCAUGUACGGCAUGGGCUAUGACAUGAUGGGCAUGGCCAACCCCAUGAUGGGCAUGGACGCGCAAACCCUCGCAGCGGCCCAGGCGGCGCAGGCGGCGCAGGCGAUGCCUCAGGCCAACGCUUACAAGGCGGCCGGCGGCGUGCCACCUCCUCCGCCGCCGCCGCCAUUGACUGGCUAG
This is a messenger RNA of Effrenium voratum, 1905 nucleotides long. Lineage: Eukaryota; Dinophyceae; Suessiales; Symbiodiniaceae. The record is from the annotation of a GenBank genome assembly.